Messenger RNA from Phaethon lepturus (White-tailed tropicbird), 692 nucleotides. It is a transcript of the gene CDCA8, whose product is annotated as cell division cycle associated 8. Gene Ontology annotation, biological process: mitotic sister chromatid segregation. Gene Ontology annotation, cellular component: chromosome, centromeric region; chromosome passenger complex; spindle midzone. The annotation marks the transcript as partial. The transcript is spliced from 8 exons. Lineage: Eukaryota; Metazoa; Chordata; Aves; Phaethontiformes; Phaethontidae. The record is from RefSeq and is a predicted model, not a curated record.
CUAAAGGAGGAAGCAAAAAGGUGUUGGAAGAGGCAGCAACGGCAGACUUGGAAAUAACAGAAAUAAACAAGUUAACAGCAGAAGUUAUCCAGACUCCUUUAAAAAUCAUCAAGAAAGUGGAAAAAUCUAAACAGGACAUUGAAGCUAUUGAAGAAGAAGCAGAGCCUUCUUUGCUUCCUCUAGCAAAGAAAGCAAAACAUGAUAGCCAAUGUUUUCCCGAGCCGGAAGCUGAAAACAUUAAUCCAAGAACUGGAAAGGUGAAGGCAUCCACUAAAAAAGUGCCAAUGUCCAGGAGCAGAAGAGCUCCUUCAGCAAGAGUGAAGCGCAUGAGUAAAAGAUCAAGCAAAAACAACUUUAUCACUCCAGCUACUGGUAGAAUUGUUGAUCUCUCUGCUCGGGGAGGUACCUCACUGGUCACACCCAGAUUUGAUUCCAGAAUUUUCAAGACACCGGGUUUGCGCACACCCGCAGUAAAUGAACGUGUUUACACCAUCUCUGCCAAUGGCAGCCCCCUUGCUGCCAGCAACGACAUCUUCAUUACAGUCCCUGUUGGUGGAGGGGAGAGCAUUCGUUUAACAGCACGUGAUUUGACCAAGAAGAAUCUUCUUCAUCUGAAUCCAGAAGCCCAAGGAAUUAUGAAGAAGCUAUCAGUUCGUCUCGCUCAAGCUUGCAGUGGUGCAAAAAACCCAUAG